GCAACACUGCUGCAAGUGUCAACAGGAUCAACCUCACCAAUUCUGGGAUACAAGUUGUCUGGGAAAAUCCCACCAGAAAUUGGUCUUCUCAAUAAUCUUCAAGUCCUGCACCUAUUUGGGAACCAAUUAAAUGGCUCAAUCCCUCAAGAAAUCGGUCAGCUUAAGUUUCUUAAUGAGCUUGCUCUGGAAACCAACAAUCUACAAGGUCCAAUUCCAGCUUCUCUUGGUAAUCUUUCCAAUUUAGAGGGGUUGUACAUGCAGGAAAACUAUUUAACCGGUGCCAUUCCUCCAAGUUUUGGAAAUUUAGAACACCUGACCACGUUAUGCUUGUACAACAAUCAGCUUUCUGGUUUUCUCCCUUCAGAAAUAGGAAAUUUGAAGUCUCUAGUGGAAUUAUACAUUUAUAAUAACAAUAUAUCUGGUCCAAUCCCGUCAUCAUUAGGUGAUCUAACAAACCUCACCCUUCUCUAUCUCUAUAAAAAUAAUCUUUCCGGAACAAUUCCAAAAGAGAUAGGGAACUUGAAAUCUAUUGUGAAUCUAGAGUUGAGCCAUAAUCAACUCAAUGGUUCCAUCCCCACUUCACUCGGUGACUUGAGCAACCUAGAAAUCUUAUUCCUACAAGCUAACAAACUUUCUGGCUCCAUCCCCCAAGAGAUGGAGAAUCUCAUGAAGUUGACUAUGCUGCAAUUGGACACUAACAACUUUUCUGGUUAUUUGCCCCAAAAUAUUUUCCAAGGCGGAUCACUAGAAAACUUUACAGCACACACCAACCAUUUCAUAGGUCCAAUCCCCAAAAGCUUGAAAACUUGCAAGAGCUUGGUGAGAGUUCAUCUUGAAGGGAACCAACUGACAGGAAAUAUAUCUGAAGACUUUGGUGCUUAUCCAAAUCUUCGAUUUAUUGACCUAAGCCACAAUAACUUGCACGGUGAAAUUUCGCAACUCUGGGGACAGUGUCCGCAGUUAGCAACACUACGAAUUGCGGGGAACAACCUUACUGGUAGAAUACCACCUGAGAUUAGCCAUGCAACUCAAAUUCAUGAACUUGAUCUUUCUUCCAAUAGUUUAGUAGGGGUGAUUCCCAAGGACUUUGGGAGAUUGACUUCUUUGGAGAAAUUGAUGUUGAAUGGCAAUCAACUUUGGGGUCCUAUACCCUCAGAAUUUGGAUCGUUGACUGAUAUUGAAUAUCUUGACUUGUCCACCAACAAAUUCAAUGAGUCAAUUCCAGUCAUUUUUGGUGACUUACUCAAAUUACACUAUUUGAAUUUGAGCAAUAACAAGUUCAGUCAAGAAAUUCCAUUUCAGUUGGGGAAGUUAGUUCAUCUGUCCCAACUUGAUCUAAGUCAUAACUCACUUGAGGGUAAAAUACCAUCAGAAAUUAGCCGUAUGGAAAGCUUGGAGACGUUGAAUCUUUCCCACAAUUAUCUUACCGGUCUCAUUCCAACAAGUUUUGAUGCAAUGCAUGGCUUGAAUGACAUCGACAUAUCCUACAAUCAACUGCAGGGUCCAAUCCCCAACAACAAGGCAUUUCAAAAUGCUCGAAUGGAAGGGAAUAACAGAUUGUGUGGCAACGUUGGAGGACUAAAACCCUGCAAUCAUUCUGUGGAGCAUAAGCAUACCUCAAGGAAGGCGUUCUUAAUCAUUUUCCCUAUCUUAGGAACACUUUUACUUGCUUUCCUGGCAUUUGUUUUGAUUGGAAGAAGAAGUAGAAGAAAGCAAGAACAGGAAAUCGAACAGAGCAAUAUGCACGAAAGCUUUUUCUCAAUAUCUAAUUUUGACGGAAGAAAAAUGUAUGGAGAAAUCAUGGAAGCAACCAAUGGUUUUGAUGUCGUCCAUUUCAUCGGGAAGGGAGGACAGGGAAGUGUCUACAAGGCAAAGCUCCCAUCAGGCAGCAUUGUUGCAGUGAAGAAAUUCUAUCAAACACUUGAUGGUGAGGAGGGAUCUCGGAAGGAGUUCCUAAAUGAAAUAAGGGCCUUAACUCAGAUACGACACCGAAACAUUGUGAAGUUUCUUGGCUUUUGUUCAAGUGCCCAUCACUCAUUUUUGGUCUAUGAGUAUUUGGAAACAGGUAGCUUGGCUGCAAUCUUGAGCAACGAGAAUGAAGCUAAAAAAUUGGACUGGAGCACAAGGGUGAGAAUUGUAAAAGGAGUUUCUCAUGCGUUGUGUUAUAUGCAUCAUGAUUGCUCACCACCAAUUGUGCAUCGAGACAUAACAAGCAGCAACAUUUUGCUGCACUGUGACUAUGAGCCUUGUGUUUCUGACUUCGGCACUGCUAAGCUUUUGAAUCCAGACUCGUCGAAUUGGACUGCUCUUGCAGGCACAUAUGGAUAUGUAGCACCAGGUAAAAUACUAAAA
Messenger RNA from Prunus mume (Japanese apricot), 2352 nucleotides. Lineage: Eukaryota; Viridiplantae; Streptophyta; Magnoliopsida; Rosales; Rosaceae. The record is from RefSeq and is a predicted model, not a curated record.